Molecule: messenger RNA, 1455 nt
Organism: Penicillium cataractarum
Lineage: Eukaryota; Fungi; Ascomycota; Eurotiomycetes; Eurotiales; Aspergillaceae
Product: glycoside hydrolase family 76 protein
Exons: 2
Coding region: 1-1455 (484 amino acids)
Biological process (GO): fungal-type cell wall biogenesis; carbohydrate catabolic process
Molecular function (GO): mannan endo-1,6-alpha-mannosidase activity
Source: RefSeq, a predicted model, not a curated record
AUGCGCGGGGUUAACUGGAAGGCGACUAUUGCAGUCGCCCUGCUAACUGGCAGUGCGUCUGCAAUCGACUUGAAUGUCAACGAUGAGACAUCCGUCAAAAAUGCCGCUAGCGUGGCUGCGAAAAACACCAUCUCGUUGUACGACGACCGAAGCGCGACGAAUAUCCCCGGCAAACUGGAUGGCGGCUGGUUCGAGGGUGGCGUUAUGUUCGACGCCUUGAUCAGGUACUGGUACUAUACUGGUGACUCUUCCAACAACGAUGCCGUGAGCGAUGGAAUGUAUUGGCAACGCGGAGACAACGACUUCUUCCCCUCGAAUUACAGCCAGUAUCUUGGAAACGAUGACCAAGCGAUGUGGGCUCUUGCUGCCAUGACCGCGGCCGAGUUGAAUUACCCUCAGCGAUCGACGAUGCCGUCCUGGAUCACCCUUGCGGAGAAUGUGUUCAACGAGCAAAUUGGUCGUUGGGAUGAGGAUAACUGCGACGGUGGCAUGCGCUGGCAGAUCUGGGCCUACGAGGCUGGCUACACUACAAAGAACGCUAUUACCAAUGGCGGCCUGUUUGAACUCGCCGCUCGUCUGGCUCACUUCACCAACAAUCAGACCUAUUCCGACUGGGCGGAGAAGAUUUGGGAUUGGAGUGCCACCAGCCCGCUGUUGAACAAUGCCACCUGGACCAUCUAUGAUUCAACCUCUUGUGAGAACGACUGCGCCACCAAAGGCAGCCUUCAGUGGUCCUACAAUUACGGUGUCUACGUGACCGGCGCCGCAUACAUGUACAACCUGGUAAGUCAGGAAACUAAGAUUCUCGAAGAAGCUAACUACCAAAGUCGGGUAGCAAUAGUGCCAGACCGCCAGCUAACAAUUAAGCAGACAGAUGGAAACACCAAGUGGAAGUCCGGACUCGACGGUCUCCUGAACUCAACAUCCAAGUUCUUCCCAACCCACGGCUACAACGGCGACGACGGCACGAUCAUGGUCGAGACCGCCUGCGAGCCCACCAAGGUGUGCGAUAGGAGCAUGGAGAUCCUGAAGGGCACCUUUAUUCAGGGUCUUGCCCAGAUUACCGUAGUUGCCCCUUACACCUCGUCAAAGAUCCUCCCACUGCUGCAAGGCUCCGCGACCGCUGCGGCAAAAACCUGCACCGGAGGCACCUCGAAGACUCUUUGCGGUGCUCGCUGGUACGAGGAAACAUUUGAGAAUAACGGCGACAUCGAGAAUCAGGUGGCUGCCCUCUGCCUCUUCACGUCUAACCUGGUUGCAUUCAACUCCCACGCCCCUGCCACGCAGUCUACUGCUUCGAACAGCACGGUCACGAGCAGUGGUGGAAAUGGCACCACUACGAGCUCGGGUGCUGCAGCGGCUACCAAGACUGGCAGCAAUGCCGGUAACGUGCUCGCCAGCAGCUCCGUGGGCAUCACCACUGCAGUGUUCGCAGCUCUUCUCGCUCUUUUCUAA